Fusarium verticillioides 7600 is the source of this 924-nucleotide messenger RNA. RefSeq lists its product as hypothetical. The transcript has 4 exons. NCBI's taxonomy places the organism in Eukaryota, Fungi, Ascomycota, Sordariomycetes, Hypocreales, Nectriaceae. The coding region runs from base 1 to 924 and encodes 307 amino acids. Gene Ontology annotation, molecular function: oxidoreductase activity. The record is from RefSeq and is a predicted model, not a curated record.
AUGAACACCAAGCCAGUAUGCGGCGCCUUCUCAAGUACAGACCAGAGUCGAGUGGCGGAGUUGUCAAAAUCAGCUCAAGCAGACUACAUCAGCGCCGUGAAAUGUCUGGAUAAGCUUCCUUCCAAGAUUGGCUUGAAAACAUCUCACUACAACGACUUCCCUUAUGUUCAUACAAAGCUCAAUAUCCAGAUCCAUUUUGUGGCUCAAUUCCUGCCCUGGCACCGAUACUUUGUGCAUCUCUACGAGACAUCCCUACGAGAAUGCGGAUAUCGCGGUUCUAUGCCCUAUUGGGACUGGACAAUCGAUUCUAAAGACAUGUCCAAAAGCCCAGUGUUCUCGAACGACAAGACGCGUGGUUUUGGUGGUAACGGCUUGAACGGAGGCUUUGGGAGCCCGGCGCGGCCGAACCCCUUGACGAUGUGUGUCCUCGAUGGCGCAUUCAACAACUUCACUGUGCAAUACUACGACAAUACGUUGAGGCCGCAUUGCCUGAAUCGCGGGUUCAACGACGGCUUAGGCCAGGCCGGCAAAUUCCAAGGCAACUCUUAUUCGCCACAGGUGGUGUCGAAGAUAAUAAACACCUCCAUGAAUUUCAGUACUUUUGCCACAGAUCUUGAGAAUGGACCACAUGGUGCUAUCCAUCAAGCCGUUGGGGGAGAUCUCAUUCCAUCCACAUCACCCAACGACCCUCUCUUCAUGCUGCAUCAUACACAGAUCGAUCGUUUGUGGUGGAUGUGGCAGCAGAAGAGCCCUAAGCAGCGAAACUCGGACUAUUCGGGCAUACGCAUUCUUGCGUCUGGUGCAGUAGAUGAGAAAAAAGCAAGCCUGAAGGACAAAAUGCCUAUGCUCGGCCUUGGCCCUGAUAAGCUUGUCUCCGAGCUGAUGACAACGUCGUCGAGCUUGCUGAGUUAUCGCUAUGAAUGA